AAAAUAAAAGCAGUAGUUUUGAGUCGCUUACCGCACACUGCUUUCUUUUACUUCUUAUUUUCCCUCUCCCUCAGACAGACAGACAGACAGACUGGGUGCAAGGAUGUGUGUCCUGAAGUCCGCGCUCGCGCUGGCCUGCCUCGCUGUGUUGGUGUACGAGGGCGCGAGCUCACCGGCCGACAGAUGCGGGGUACUGGGGCAGUGUGUGCAGGUGAACUCCAGUAGGAGCGCUGAUUCUGUGACCGUGUCUCUGUACUAUGAGUCUCUGUGUCCCGGCUGUCGGCAGUUCCUGGCGUUGCAGCUCUUGCCGACCUUCAUCAUGCUGAAUGAGAUCAUGAAUGUGGAGCUCGUCCCGUACGGCAAUGCUCAGGAGCAGAAGGUUGGAGAGAAGUACCAGUUCACUUGUCAGCACGGACCAGACGAGUGUCUGGGCAACAUGAUCGAGACGUGUGUGCUGAAUAAGCUAAAGGGUGGUGCUCAGUAUGCAGUGAUUUACUGCAUGGAAGCGGCCGCGGACGUGGUGAAGGCGGCGGAAUCUUGUCUCGCCCUGUUCAGCCCAGAAACGCGCUUCGGUGACAUCAUGGCAUGUGCGAACGGUGACGAGGGAAACCAGUUAAUGCACCAGAACGCCAAGAAAACUGCCGCUUUACAGCCACCGCAUCAAUACGUGCCGUGGAUCACCGUCAACGGAGAGCACACCGAUGACCUGCAGCAGAAAGCAAUGGGCUCACUCUUCCAACUCGUCUGCAGUCUGUACAAGGGUCAGGCCCCGGCAGCGUGCACUCUCGGACAGAAGGUGGUAAAGACAAGUUACUGCUGAAGAAGUUUAAAUCUGACUGUAAUCCUGAAUCAUUAAAUCAUCAAAUGAUGAAUGUAACGCAGUGGUGAUUUUUAUACACGCUGUUCACUGUGCGAGUGUGAACACUAGAGUGAAUGACUGACUUUAAUAAAACAGUUUUUUAAACAUCA
Messenger RNA from Ictalurus punctatus (channel catfish), 969 nucleotides. RefSeq names its product gamma-interferon-inducible lysosomal thiol reductase. The coding region runs from base 104 to 820 and encodes 238 amino acids. NCBI's taxonomy places the organism in Eukaryota, Metazoa, Chordata, Actinopteri, Siluriformes, Ictaluridae. The transcript has 7 exons. The record is from RefSeq and is a predicted model, not a curated record. Gene Ontology annotation, cellular component: lysosome. Gene Ontology annotation, molecular function: oxidoreductase activity, acting on a sulfur group of donors, disulfide as acceptor.